AUGGAGCGUUCGACUCUACUGGUAGGCACGAUUUUUAUUUCAUCGUUUUUCUUGAUCAUAACACUGUGGAAUGAAGCAAGCUAUCCACGAUUCAAGCCUUGGAACAAAACAAGCCAUCCACGAUUCAAGCCUUGGAAUGAAACGAGCAACAGGACAGAAAUCGCAUCCGAUCGAACUUGCUUCAGUAAUGACACCAAAAUCAUUUUGUUCUACACUCCUUUUUUUGGUGACAAACCAUGGCCCACAGCCAAAUCCACGGAAGAGUAUCUUUCGAAAUGUCCGACAAAAAAAUGCAAAAUAACCUAUGAUGUACGCGAUAUAGGAAAAAGUGAUCUAGUUAUUUUUCAUGUUCGUGAUAUACUACGUUCUGUUACAUCGGAAAAAAUUCAACAGAUUCACAAGAACCGGUCCCCACAGCAAAGAAUGGCAUUUCUUACCCAUGAAUCCAUUGUCAAUGAGGCAGAUUUAAGGAACCGUCUUUCUUGGCCGGAGGGGUUCUUUAAUUGGACAAUAUCUUACAAAAGGGAGUCAGAUAUUUACUAUCCUUAUGGAGGUUAUUUUCCCUUGCCGUCAGCUGAGAGACCAGCGAAAAUUCCUAACUAUGCAGCUGGGAAAACCAAAUCUGUGUCAUGGGCUGUUUCAAAUUGUGGAAGAGCUCGAGAUAAGUACGUAAAAAAACUUUUGAAAUACAUGAAAGUUGAUAUAUAUGGCCGCUGUUCGGGAAAAUUUGGCCAAAACAAUAAUUGCCCGCGAUCAAGAAAUUGCGAUGAUAUUUUCAGCUCAUAUAAAUUUUAUCUGGCAUUUGAAAACAGCGUGUGUCCUGAUUACAUUACUGAGAAAUUUUGGCGCACAUUUGGUUGGAAUUCAGUGCCUAUAACACUGACAAGAGAUUUCUAUACACCAGAUAUAGUCCCUCCAGGCUCGUUUAUAAGUGUGCAAGACUUUCCAUCUAUUAAGGCUUUAGCGGAAUACCUGUUGUACCUCGACAAAAAUGACACUGCUUAUAAUGAAUACUUCACAUGGAAAAAUGAAUUCGUCUCUAGACUGGUGAAUGGAUUUCCACAUACAGCCUGUGACAUAUGUGAUGCUCUUCACGAUGAAUGUGUUAAACCCAAAUUUUAUAAAGAUAUAUUCAAAACUUAUUGGAACGAUGGUGCUCGUUGCAAUGAAAACGAGAGGAAACUUUUACAACUUAUAGAUAGUGAGGAAGAGUGAUCAAUGUAAGUCAAAAAUCCAUGCAGCCUAGUCUGGGGUAAUUGUGGCAAAAAAUUAUCUAACAAGCUACUAAAACUACAAAACCGAGCUGCACGUGUAAAAAAUUCAUCAAACUAUGACGUAGAUGUCGAAUCCUCGGUUCGCGAAUAUCUCACGUGUAAAUUUAUAAGGUAAAAUGAAUCAAACUAUUCUCUGAGGGACUCGGUAAACAAACUUGUUGUCCCCUUUCCAAGAACUAACUACUUGAAAAAUAGUUUUAGUUAUAGCGGCGCAACCCCAUGGAAUAGCUUACCCUGUAAAAUUAGAGAGUCUGGUUCAUUUUACCAAUUUAAAUGCCUUCUCUAUCAUAAUUUUUAAAAACGGCAUUCACGGAAAUCAGGUUUUUAAGUGGCACAUUGUUGUAAGUUAA
Molecule: messenger RNA, 1624 nt
Organism: Pocillopora meandrina
Lineage: Eukaryota; Metazoa; Cnidaria; Anthozoa; Scleractinia; Pocilloporidae
Source: the annotation of a GenBank genome assembly